Eremothecium gossypii ATCC 10895 is the source of this 1644-nucleotide messenger RNA. Its product is annotated as sugar porter family MFS transporter. The record is from RefSeq and is marked provisional. Bases 1 to 1644 code for a protein of 547 amino acids. Gene Ontology annotation, molecular function: carbohydrate:proton symporter activity. The transcript has a single exon. Gene Ontology annotation, biological process: transmembrane transport; carbohydrate transport. Gene Ontology annotation, cellular component: membrane. NCBI's taxonomy places the organism in Eukaryota, Fungi, Ascomycota, Saccharomycetes, Saccharomycetales, Saccharomycetaceae.
AUGACACUGGUGGACAAGCUUUUGCUCAGAAAUAUUGAAUACAAGGGCACCGCGUACGACUACUUUCCCAAGGUCUACAAUGUGUACCUGGUGGCGGUUGUUGCGUGCAUCUCGGGGAUGAUGUUUGGCUUUGAUAUCUCGUCGAUGUCUUCGAUGCAGGACUUUGAGCCCUACAAGGACUACUUUAAACAUCCAAACGAACUGACGCAGGGCGGUAUCACGGCCUCGAUGGCUGCUGGUUCCCUGUUAGGAUCCAUCCUUUCGCCCGGUAUCUCGGACGCUUUUGGUCGUCGGGUGUCAUUGCACAUGUGUUCCAGUCUGUGGAUUAUUGGCGCGGUGCUGCAAACUGCAGCGCAGAACCAGGCGAUGCUUUUUGUGGGGCGCAUUGUUGCGGGGCUUGGUGUUGGCUUCGGGUCAUCGGUCGCGCCAGUGUACACUGCUGAGGUGUCUCCGCCAAAGAUCAGAGGUGCUGUGGGAGGUUUGUUCCAGCUGUCGGUCACGGUCGGGAUCUUGGUCAUGUUCCUGAUCGGGUACGGAUCUGUGUCGUUGAAUUCGGUGGCGUCCUUCCGUGUGGCGUGGUCAAUGCAACUCGUGCCAGGCGUGGUGUUGCUGUUGGCCACAUUCCUGCUUCCUGAGUCACCUCGGUGGCUAGCUAACCAUGGCCGGUGGGAUGAGACCACUCUUGUUGUCGAGAAAGUCGGGCGCAGUGUCAAUGUCAGCGAUGAAGAGCUGCGCAUACACAUCAACGAGAUCCGCGAGCGCGUGGCCCUGGAUGAAAUGGCCCGCGAUUUCACUUACGCCGACCUGUUCCGCCGCAAGACACAACGCAAGAUUUUCAUUGGUAUGGCUGCGCAGAUGUGGCAGCAACUCUGUGGUAUGAAUGUGAUGAUGUACUAUAUUGUCCAUGUGUUCAAAAUGGCUGGAUUCUCGGGCAAUCAGAACCUGGUCUCUUCGAUAGUGCAGUAUGUGCUAAACGUGGGCAUGACCAUCCCCUCUCUAUUUUUGGUUGAUCGUGCAGGGCGCCGGCCUGUCUUGAUCAUCGGAGGUGUGUUGAUGUUCACCUGGCUUUACGCUGUGGCCGGAAUUCUUGCCACUUAUUCUGUUCCUCGCCCUAAUGGUGUGGAAGGCAACACCACUGUUCGGAUUGAGAUUCCGCCCGAGAGGAGCUCCGCGGCCAAAGCUGUCAUUGUCUGUUCUUAUCUGUUCGUGUGUUCCUUUGCUCCUACCUGGGGUAUCGGUAUCUGGGUGUACUGCGCAGAGAUUUUCAAUAACAUUGAGCGUGCCCGCGGUUCGGCUCUGUGUACCUCUGUCAACUGGGCCUUCAACUUUGCCCUUGCCAUGUUUGUGCCAACGGCGUUUAAGAAUAUCACUUGGAGGACAUACAUUAUUUUUGGCACAUUCUCUGUCGCGCUGACGAUCCACGCAUUCCUGUCGUUCCCUGAAACAAAGGGUAAGACUCUAGAGGAAAUUGACGAAAUGUGGGACGCCCAUAUUCCGGCCUGGCGCACCGCCAGUUACAAGCCCGAGCUUGCCCAAAUGGCAGCGCCAAAACUUUCUUCAGGCAGCAUUUCCGACGCCACAGGCGGGCUUCACGAGAAAAAGGCGGCUGCCGGCAGCCCUGGUGCCAGUGCUGGCUCUUCCUAG